AACAGUUGAACAAGUCUUAAACACUUCUUACACAGGAUUUUGUUGGAUAUUCGAAGGUACUAGACUGAAUCGAAUAGUGAGAUGUUACGAAGCAGAAAAUUUUGGUUCCUUCAAAAAAGGUGGUUUCGAAAGUCGUCUCUAGAUUGCUCGUUUAAGGAUCUCCACGUAGAUGGGACAAAUAAUCAAAGCUAUGUACAGCAUACUGGAGGAAAGCCAUUGUUAUUCCGUAACAUAGGCCAACACUUACGAUUAGCAGUCGAACAAUAUCCAAACAACGAGGCUGUUCGUUCAUGCCAUGAAAAUGUAGGAUACACUUAUUCUGAAGUGAUGAACAAGGUAGAUCGGUUGGCUGCAGCCUUCUAUCAACUUGGCCUGGAAAAAGGUGAUCGCGUCGGAAUCUGGGGAGCAAAUAGCACCGCCUACUAUCUGACGAAGCUGGCAGUAGCUCGAGCUGGAAUGAUUUCGGUAGGUAUCAAUCAAGCCUCUCAGCUGCCUGAGCUUGAAUAUGCUUUAAAAAAGGUGGGAGUGAAAGCACUGGUUGCAGCAGAACGCUACCGUUCACAGAACUAUUAUGAAAUACUAACGCAAUUGCUACCCGAAUUAGUCGACGCUUCUCCAGCAAAACUUAAAUCUUCUGCUGUUCCGACGUUGUCAUCUGUUAUUGUUGAUUCAAAAACCAGCAAACUACCUGGAACGCUUUCGUUGGAUGAUUUUUAUCAGCUUUCAACAGAGGCAGGAGUGUCUCAAAUCGAAGCCUUACAACCGUCGAUUUCUCCCGACAGUGGUGCCUGCUUACUGUUCACCUCGGGAACGACCGGUAAACCAAAGGCCGCUCUGUUAUCGCAUUUUGGUCUGGUAAACAAUGGAAGUCACGGAGCCUAUCGGAAUGAGCUGGAACGUAAGCAGCAUCGCAUUUGCGUGCACGUUCCUCUCUUUCAUGUCUUUGGACUGGUACUUGGGACUAUGUCUGCGCUCAGUUACGGCUCCACGAUGGUUUUUCCUGGCGAAGGAUUCCGGGCUAGCGAAUCGUUGAGGGCGAUUGCUGAGGAAAAAUGCACCGUCAUCUAUGGAACACCGACCAUGUAUGUAGAUUUGUUAAACGAGUUCCGUAAGACGAAUGUGAAGCUACCGGCAAUAGAUAUUGCUGUGAUAGGAGCCGCCGCUCACUCUCCUAAGCUGAUCAUGGACAUCAGGGACGUUCUUGGAGUGAAAUGCAUUCGAGCGUCCCACGGAAUGACGGAAGUUUCUGGAGCUGCAUUUAUCUGCGAACGAGAGGAUCCAACGGAGGUAAGCUUGGAUUCGGUCGGUCGUUUGAUUGAUCACUCUGAAAUUAAAGUAGUCGACCGAGAUGGUAAUACAGUUCCCUUCGGAACACCUGGAGAACUGUGGAUUCGUAGCUAUGCAACGAUGCUUGGCUACUGGGAGGACGAAAAGAGUACCAAGGAGAUGAUUGGAGCUGAUCGUUGGUUGAAAAGCAGUGAUCAGUUCGUGCUGCGACCCGAUGGAUACGCGAAAAUAGUGGGCCGCAUUAAAGAAGUUAUCAUUCGGGGCGGUGAAAAUAUAUAUCCGAAAGAAAUAGAAGAUACGCUGAAUUCGCACCCUAAUAUUUUGGAAUCCCAUUGCAUCGGGGUCCCGGACGAGAGACUAGGCGAGGAAAUUUGUGCCUAUAUUCGACUGAAAGAACCAGUGGAGGACAAUUGGGUAAACUUAGAUGAAAUUAAACAUUUUUGCUAUGGAAAACUAGCACAUUUCAAAAUCCCGAAAAUACUUAAAAUAGUUCAAGGUUUUCCAAAGACGGCUUCCGGUAAAGUUCAAAAGUUUAAGCUUCUGGAAUCGUUUUUGAGCGAUAAAUGAAAGUAUUGCCCAUUCGACGACGACAAUUCGAAUUUAGCAACGAGUGAGCUCCUUUUGUAUUCUUAUCAUUUUUAGAAUAUACACAUUAUAUUUGUAAUUGAUAUGAGACUAAUUUACAUUUGAAAAUAAAAUUUACAAUAAUUUACAAUUACCAACUCAGGUUAAAAAUGAACCGGUGGGCCUGAGUGCCAAUCUGAUUAAUCUGUCAAGAAGAAAAUUGUACUGCAAAUGUAUAGAAAGUGUGAACAAUAUUUCUGGACUGCGAAAA
This is a messenger RNA of Malaya genurostris, 2122 nucleotides long. RefSeq names its product medium-chain acyl-CoA ligase ACSF2, mitochondrial-like. Gene Ontology annotation, molecular function: medium-chain fatty acid-CoA ligase activity. Bases 82 to 1854 code for a protein of 590 amino acids. Gene Ontology annotation, biological process: fatty acid metabolic process. NCBI's taxonomy places the organism in Eukaryota, Metazoa, Arthropoda, Insecta, Diptera, Culicidae. The transcript is spliced from 6 exons. The record is from RefSeq and is a predicted model, not a curated record.